Ciona intestinalis (vase tunicate) is the source of this 2971-nucleotide messenger RNA. The record is from RefSeq and is a predicted model, not a curated record. NCBI's taxonomy places the organism in Eukaryota, Metazoa, Chordata, Ascidiacea, Phlebobranchia, Cionidae.
AAUAUAUAAUGACCUAUAUUUGAAUUUGACAGUAAGCAGACUCUCGUUUCAGUGCCUGUUUAAAAAAAAACAGUACCAGUUUUAAAAGUAUAAAAAGGUAUACAGAAAAAUUUCACUAACAGUUCAUUUAUUUUGACAUUUUCAUCUUAGAUAAUUUAUUUAUACGUGUGAUUGUCAGUUGGGAAACCAAAAAAAUCUAUCAGUGGUAUAACCCAGACAUGCGAUUGACUUUAAUAUUCUUAUUGUAUACUGCUUGCCUUCUAACUCACCCUGUGAAGGCAGAAUCUAACGCCAGCUAUGUACCAUGCUCGGAUACCGAGGCAAGGCCCGGAGAUGUAUGUGCCAACUGCAUUGCAUCGAGCAGUAAACACCCAGUUCGAGAAACUCCUGCUACUGAGAUUUUAGACAGUUAUGUCGAAGGGCAACAGAUCUUAUUUAGAUUGUUGCCACGUUCAAUUAUAUGGAAGUUUAAUCCCGAUACUGUGUUGGAAGCCAGGCAUAUUAGAGUCACUAUAUUUCAAUGGGAUGGGGGGAACAGCAGCCUUGGCGUUCCAUUGCCUGGGUGCUGUGAUAUCCCGCUGCAAACACAGAAUUGCAGUUACGUCUCGGAGCCAAUUGUUUCUCCGCCUGCGAAUUUAAACAACCCAUCAUUGCCUCCUCUGCAAAAUGACGCGAACUUACCGCCCGGCGCCCCACCGUUACCCCAAUUUCCCCCAAACGAGCCAGGAACGUUAUUUCUUUCUCCAUCGCCGACCCAAGCACCCCCACUUCCGCCUUUUCUUACCCCGCCUUUUCUUACCCCGCCUUUUCUUACUCCGCCUUUUCCUUUUCUUCCUUUUCUUAAUCCGCCAGUCGCCGACGAGGUACCCAACAACAAGUAUUACAGCUUAUCACUGUACCGCUCCCACGUCGUAAAGAAAAUGCCAGAAAGAGAUUUGACCCCCAUGUUUGCUAUACCAGACAUCUCAAACGAGCCACCAGUAUCAUCGAACACGAUGGAAACAGAAGGUCGAUUCUAUGUAUUCGGCGCUGGUACACCAACAGAAGACUCCACAGUUUUUAAAUGGAUAAAUUACACACGCCAUCAACAGGCUGAAAAAUAUUCCUAUGUCUGUACAUUUGAGAUGGAAAAAGAUGCGGUCCUGUUAAACGGCUCAAAAGAAACUUCUUUUGAUGUUGAUUCGUUUUUAUUUGACCGCGGUGUUUACAAAAUGCCUGGCUUUACUUACACAAACGACCAAGUCAUAAAUACUUACGAGUCAAGGGCAAUAGAAUGUGAAAGCAAAAGUUUCAACGGAACCGCUAUCUACAAUAUAACUUCGAAAAACCCUGACAACUCUACGUUUACUUGCUUGCUUUUAUGGUUAACUAUCACUGUAAACGACAGCGUCGAAGUAAAAUGCAUGCCACACAACGCAACAUACUCGAAUGUCAUCGUGUACCCUACUGUACCGAAAAAAUCCUUGCCAACCACUCUGAUUAUUGUCGUCACAAUCAGCGCAUUUGCAGCCAUUGUUCUUUUGCUCCUCCUCAUUGUCCUGGUGUGUAGAUGGAAAAAGAACUUUCACAAGAUGAUGAAAACAAAUAAAGAAAUACCGAAAUCGUUGGACGUUGUUAUGAAUGAAGACAUCAAAAUAACGAAAAGUUUAAAUGAAAUUGAAGCUGUAAGCGUUUUCAGUAUAAAGGACUACCACAUGCCUGAAAUUGAUUCAGCGAGUGUACCAAAAAUAGGCGAAGAGUCUCCAGCCCAAUCUAAAAACAGAAACAAAUAUAAUCUUCAAUUAUACGACACCCUGAGGCGCCAGUCUGAAACAGCAGGCCCCGAAGGAGAAACAAUCAGCGGUACGAACGUUUUUGUGAUGUCAUAUCAACUUAACAAGCACAAGGAAAGAGACGUCACGUCGUCAGGAGUAUCUUGCGUUGAAAGUGGCUGCUCUGUUGGUUUUGACCAAAAUGAUGGAACUACUGGGCAGUAUCGUAAUGUCUUUGAAAAAGACACAUACCAUCAGCCGCCAAUGUCACCGGACAGUGGUCUAUCUUCCGCCAGCGAGAACAACAACAGCGGUUAUCCUACACUUGAAACAGAAAAGGGCUCAGAAGAUAUUGAUUGUUUUGAGCGGAAAGAAACCAAACUUUGUACUAAUAUCCCGCAGGUUCCAGCCCCGUGCGGUAUUUAUUCUAAGAGCAAUGAGCUUGGAAGAUAUUACGAAAGAAGACAUAGUUUAAUGAGUGAAUCAAACAGCACGAUUUCAGAAGCAAGCUCAUACGGUGAAAUUUCGUUCGAAAGUCCAAAAAUAAUCCGAAAACCACAAGAAACACUGGAGAUGCAUCCCAACAAAGAAAGUGUUGUAUACACUGUAAUGCAGGGCCAAACACUGUCUGAUACCAGCAAAAAGUACAUUUUGAAAAACACCGAACAGUUCGACGCUUAUGAAGACAUGAAGUCCCAGCCGCAGAAAAACGAGUUAUUACAGUUACAAAUAUUAGAUUUACCGGUAAAUUUUACUCGCCUUAAAACCAGCCCAGAAAACUCAUCCACUGAACAAAACGUUUAUGAUCCAGCACUUGAGUACGACAUUCAGCAACCCAUCGAAUGUGUUUCGAACUAUCUGGAUAAGCAGACAUUGAACCCUCUAUGAUGAAACAGUAGUAACUUAUUCUUGUAUUUUAUCCCUUCUUCUUCAAUGCAUUUUUGCCGCACUUACCAGCAGUGUAUAAACAGCUCCAAACAUGUCUAUAUUAAUUUAUCAAUACGGCGCAAAUUUUAACUUAUUUUUACAUAUCUUUUCACAACGUUUGACUAACGUUUUCCAAUAAUUAAGUCGCUAUUCGUCAAACAGCAGUCGAUUUUCUAAUAUGCGUUUUAUUCCGCAGGCUAUGCGUGUAUAAUCUGCCUUCCAAGGUGUUGCCAUUGCUGUACGUUACGCUACAUUAAAAGAGCAAUUUAAGUUUAUUUAAUUUCAAAACUAAA